AAAGACUGAUGAAACAGAAAGAAAGACUAAAAUUCUUACUCUAUUGUAGAGAAUACGGAAUUUUACCAAAACAUAUCACCAAUACUACCUCUCAUAUCAAAAAUAAUUUCACAACAACUACCAUACAACAGAAACUGCAAAAAAUAGAAUACAAAUUUCAUAAACAAAUAUUAAAUUUAGAAAUAAAACAAACUAACACAAACAUUAACUUAGUUAAGAAAAAUCUCUUUCACAUCGAUAUUAAAAUAAAAUCAGCUCUUAAUGCUAUAGAAUACAAUAAUUUUACAUCCAAACAAAAAUAUAGGUAUAACCAAAUCAGUCAAGGUAUCAAACAAACACAUUCAUCAAAAAUACAGAAAUUAAAAGACACACAGCUAGAAAAAUUGGGAGUAGUUUUCAAUGAUACAUGGUUUGUUAACAAAACUAACAUCUCUUUUCCUAAAGAAGUAAAAUGGUUACUCUCUUUAGGAGAAAAGUUCACAAUGCACAUGCACAAUCCCUGUAACACGAGAGAAUUUCUCACCUAUACAUGUAAUUGCAGAUAUAGAGCAGAGCAUAAGAACGUUUGAAGAUGAAAGAGAAAAAGAAAUAGCCAGAUCCAGGGUUACCAACCGCAUUUUACAACACAAUAGAAGAAUAAAAAAUACAACAAUAGAAAAAUUUAUACUUAAAAUACAUAAAGAUACACAAAAACUUCUCAGACAGUACAAAAAUGAAAUAGUUGUCACCAAGGCCGAUAAAGGCAAUAAAACUGUUAUUAUGUACAAAUCAGACUACUCAAAUAAAAUGUCAAAACUACUCGAAGAUAAAAAUAUUUACAAAACAAUAAGAACUGAUCCAACACCAAAACUGCAAAAAACCAAUAAUACCUUAGUAAAUGAAAUCUUUAAAAAUAAAUACAUCGACCAAUGGCAAAAGAAUAAAAUGUACUCUUCAUCGUCAACAGCACCGAGACUAUACGGCUUGCCAAAAAUACAUAAGCCAGAUCUUCCAUUGAGACCUAUCUCCUCUUCGACAAACGUUCCAUGCUAUCAACUUUCAAAACACAUAGGACAAAUCUUAAAAAAUAUAGUUAAUGAAAAUUACAACAUUAAUAACUCAAUCCAACUUAAAACGCAGUUAGAAGUUAUUGUUUUAGAAGAAGAUGAUUUUUUAGUUUCUUUUGACGCUGUUUCACUUUUCACCAACAUCCCGACGUAUUUAGCCAUCAAAAUAAUAAUGAAGAAGUGGGACAUAAUAAAGAAUUUUACAAAAAUACCAAAAGCCCAAUUCUUGAAAAUACUAGAAUUUUGUCUAAAAGAAAACAAUUACUUCAAAUAUGAUAAUAAAUUAUACAACCAGACUUUUGGUAUGCCAAUGGGAAAUCCUCUCUCCCCCACAAUAGCGGACAUCAUUUUGGAUGAUUUGCUUGAUAAAACCAUAGAAGAACUUAAGACAGAAAAACAAAUCACCAUAAAAUUCAUAAAAAAGUAUGUAGACGACGUGUUUGCUAUAAUUAAAGAAAAAGAUAAAGACGCGAUCUUGGAAUUCUUGAACCAUUAUCAUACUAAACUCAAAUUUACAGUUGAAACUGAGCAAAACAAAAGCUUACCCUACCUAGAUAUCAGAAUCUUCAGAACAAUAAACAAAAUCAAAUUUAACUGGUAUUCAAAAACAACAGCAUCUGGUAGAAUGAUAAAUUUCCUCUCCACUCAACCCUUACAACAAAAAAUCAAUACGGCGAACAAUUUUAUAAAUAAAAUAAUACAAAUAAGCGAUAUCGAAUUUAAAGAAGAAAAUAUAAAAACAAUAAAAACAAUACUACACAUGAACAAUUUUCCAAACUACUUAAUAAAUAAUCUAAUUAACAAAACCAUCAAUAAAACUAAUCAAAAUAAAAAUUCUCAACAAAAUCCAGACGUUGGCAACACUGUGCGAUACUAUGGUAUUUCAUACAUUCCAAACUUAACGGACAAGAGAAACUUAAAUAAAAUAAUAAAUAAAGAGAAUGUGACAUUCGCUCACAAAUCAAACACAACAAUAAAACAAUUAUUCACCAACACAAAAAGCAAAAUAGAAAAAGAACAACAACAUGACAUAAUUUAUAAAAUUGGGUGCAGUGGCAAGGAGGGGGAGUCGUGCAAUCUGAUCUACAUUGGGACAACAAAGAGAUCAUUGGAGACGAGACUAAUCGAACACAAAGCGGAUAUUCGUAACAAAAGAGAAUCUACUGGGUUAUCACAACAUAUAAUAGAAACUGGCCACUCUGCAGACUUCGAUAAUACAACAAUAAUGGACAAGGAAAAGAGAACAAAUAAGAGAUACAAACUUGAAAGUCUACGUAUACAACACAAUAUAGAGAAAACAAUGAAUACUCAAGAAGAUAGAGACAAAACAAUAGCAAGUUAUUCUUUGGCAUUAAGAGCGUUGUAAUUUUCUGUUAUAAUUCAAAUUUAAAUUCAAAUUGUUUUUCAUUUAGUUUUUCUAAAGUGCUGUGAUGUAUGUUUUUAUUUUUUAUUUUAACUUUUAUUUAUUAAAUGUC
Molecule: messenger RNA, 2521 nt
Organism: Episyrphus balteatus (marmalade hoverfly)
Lineage: Eukaryota; Metazoa; Arthropoda; Insecta; Diptera; Syrphidae
Exons: 1
Coding region: 760-2412 (550 amino acids)
Source: RefSeq, a predicted model, not a curated record